Babesia ovata is the source of this 765-nucleotide messenger RNA. RefSeq lists its product as uncharacterized. The transcript has a single exon. The record is from RefSeq and is a predicted model, not a curated record. Lineage: Eukaryota; Apicomplexa; Aconoidasida; Piroplasmida; Babesiidae. Bases 1 to 765 code for a protein of 254 amino acids.
AUGGUGUACAAGUCGUUGACUGACGUUCCUCACAACCUCAAGGAGGGUAUUGACUGGUUGGUCGCCCUGAGGGGAGCUGAUGCUGAAAAGAACUUGGCGGCUAUGGGUGCUGCAGUUUACAAAUUUCUCGCAGACAAACCUGUUGGCAAGAUGGAACAUCAAGCUCUCGAGAAAAUAAAACUUAUUUCUAAGGAGUUCCUGGAAAAACCGGAGCUUAAGGAGAUGUGGCCCGCCAAUGAGCUGUUGAGGAGAUUCAAGGGGCCUAUGAGUAAAAAAAGACCCGGUUGUCUCGCUAGCUGCUUUGGAAGUACACUUGAAAGUGAUUACAAGAACGUCGUGCAGACCAAGGGUCUCACUGCUGAAACUAUCGCAAAGAAAUUAGGUAAAGUCGUGAAUGGUUGUGAGAAGUUCUUAGAAAAGAUAAAAAGUCCUGAUGAGUACAAGUCUUCUUACAGUUCAGAGGCCACGUGGGAGGCAUCAUGCGCAAAGGACCCGGAGGCCUGCGCAGUGGUACUGGUGGGGAUUGCGCCGAUGCUGUACACGGGUUUACGUUGUUUGCGCAAGGCAAGUUAUGAUGCAACGUUGGCAGGGGUACCGUAUGUGAGGUGUACUAUGCUAGGAUGUGUAUUGAAAGCUGUGGGUUACGAGAGGUCGGAAUGCUGCGCUAAAAUUAGUGGUUCUUAUGUCUUCAAGGCGUUGGGCAAUGUGAAAUUCCAAAUGUUGGUGACGCUAUACGACCUCGCUGGAUUCUGGGCGUUCUAUUGA